Populus trichocarpa (black cottonwood) is the source of this 1623-nucleotide messenger RNA. Its product is annotated as LOB domain-containing protein 27. The transcript is spliced from 4 exons. Lineage: Eukaryota; Viridiplantae; Streptophyta; Magnoliopsida; Malpighiales; Salicaceae. Bases 115 to 924 code for a protein of 269 amino acids. The record is from RefSeq and is a predicted model, not a curated record.
CUACAACAAUCACACGUCUCUCUAUCUCUAUCUCUCCCCAACCAUUAUUAAUAAUUUCCUUAAUUUACAUCUUCUCUCAUUAAUCAUUCUACCAUCUUCUUUGAUGUUAACAACAUGACUCUCAAGGGAGGCACCAGCCAAGCUUGUGCUUCGUGCAAGUAUCAAAGGAGAAAGUGCUCCUCUGAGUGUCCUCUAGCACCUUACUUCCCUUCUGAACAACCAAAGAUGUUCCAAAAUGCUCAUAAGUUGUUUGGUGUACGCAAGAUUCUCAGGAUACUUGAGAAUCUUGAUUAUCUCCAGAAGGAGGAAGCCAUGCGUUCUAUUAUUUACCAAUCCAAUAUUCGUGACAGGUUUCCUGUUCAUGGCUGUUUGGGCAUCAUCUAUCAACUGCAUUUCCAGAUUCGGCAGGCGGAAGAAGAGCUCCGUGCUGUCUACGCACACCUUGAGAUGUACAGGCAGCAUCACCACCAUCAGAUUGCAGCUUUGACAGAGGAUGUUCCCUCGCAAUUAGAAUUAGGAAUGGCACUUCCUCAGCCUUGCUUGGCACAACAGUACUCCUACUCUAUUAGCAGUAAUAUUGGUUACAGCUCUGGUUACUUGGAUUCUAAUGAUAAUGUUGGGAAUCAGCUUUGGAGUCAACAUCCUUAUGCUACUAACAGUAACACCAAUUACACGCCAAUUAUUCAGUCUCAGCUAGAUGCUUCUCAGCCACUAUCUACCCAACAAGAAAUUGUUCAAGAUUAUGAUGAGAUGCAUUCAUUUUUUGAUACUAUUGACGAUAGGCAAUCAUAUAUAGAAACUAAAGAACCCUAUGAGUCCAGCUCAGAAGAAUCGUUGAAGGACACUACACAAUCCAUGGAGCAUGUUGCAGAGAAUGAAUUGAAGAGUGCUGCUGCAUGUUUCAGUCUUACCAGUGUCAACUGACGACAGAUCCCAUAAUCUCUUUCAGUGAAUCAAUAUAUAUUAUGAAGGUUGUUGUGGUUGCAGGGCAAGUGCAUGGCCAGUUCGAGAAUUCAGGAUUAUGGUAGAUGGAUAAUAAAGUGGUCGCUUUGAGUGAAGAUGUUAUGGUGUAAAGUUCCAUGAAACAGAUUCAAAAAGACGAGCAAAAGCAAACUUAAUUAGUGUUCAUCAAAUGGGGAGUAGGAACAGGAUGAGAAAAUACCAUGGAUGGGAUGGGCAUUUGCGAUAUAGCCAAUGAAAACGAGCAGCUCCUUUCUUCUCGCAGUCAUCACAGAGUAUAACCUGCAAUCGCAAUCACAAUCCAUCGAAGUGAAUCUUUCAUAACAUUGAGCAAGAACAGUGGGGGAAAGAGCACUAUAAACCUGAGUUUGUCCAGAAUAUUCAUCUGGGAUUUUCUCUUCAGCCAAUAAUGCGUCCAACAUCUGAAAGCACACCUGAAAGAUAUUCCAACAAUUUAGCCAAGGAAACAAGGAAAGACGUUCUUUACUAUAUGUUUUGAGAUCAUAUAUGUUCCAUGUAAAAGGAAGAUCAAAAUGCGGAUAGAUCCAAACUUUUAGUAACUUUGGGGAGAUGUGUUAUGAGAAUUAUGAUGGCAUUACCUUACAAUCUAAGUCUAUAAUUAUGACACAGUACUGCAAUGAAAUUCUGAUAGACUCUGAAAUC